AUGGAACCUUCUGCUUACUCGGUAUCAUUAGAAAUUCAGAAUGUUCAGGAGGUGGAGAUCACAUCCCACGGACCAGCACUUUGUUACCAUGAAGAAGAAGUAAAACCUAUCAGUGGUGUUUCUUUGACAUGGAAUGACUUGUGGGUUACGGUGGCCGAUGGAAAAAGUGGUGGAAGUCGAUCCAUACUUCAAGGUGUUACGGGUUAUGCCAGACCUGGAGAGAUCCUAGCUAUUAUGGGUCCUUCUGGUUCCGGCAAAUCCACUCUCCUUGAUGCCUUGGCAGGUAGACUAGACUCAAAGACCAGGCAGAGUGGAGAUAUUCUGGUUAAUGGAUUCAAGAAAUCUUUAGCAUACGGAACAUCGGCUUAUGUGACUCAAGACGAGACGCUCAUCACAACACUUACUGUUCGAGAAAGCGUCUACUAUUCUGCACAACUCCAGCUACCAGACUCCAUGUCAAAAGCUGAGAAGAAAGAGAGAGCUGAAAUGACCAUAAGAGAAAUGGGCCUUCAAGAUUCCAUGGACACRAGGAUYGGAGGGUGGGGAGCKAAAGGMYUGAGUGGAGGCCAAAAGAGRCGAGUUAGYAUUUGCAUYGAGAUCCUAACUCGUCCWAARCUYCUGUUCCUUGACGAACCAACGAGUGGCCUUGACAGUGCCGCCUCAUACUACGUGAUGAGCAGAAUUGCAAGGCUUGAUCAACACCAAGGAAGGACCAUCGUCGCAUCCAUUCACCAGCCUUGCAGCGAAGUCUUUGAGCUUUUCCAUAAUCUUUGCCUUCUUUCUUCUGGAAGAACAGUUUAUUUCGGGGAUGCUAACUUUGCCAAGGAAUUUUUCUCUUCAAAUGGCUUCCCUUGCCCCAGUUUCCAGAAUCCAUCUGAUCACUUUCUUAGAACAAUAAACAAGGAUUUUGAUGAGGAUAUCGAACAAGGUUCAUCUGGAAGAAAGCCUACCGAGGAUGUGAUUAAUAGCUUAAUAGAUUCAUACAAGUCAUCUACUACUUUCCAAGAAGUUAACAGUAGAGUUGCUGAAAUAUGCAAGAAGGGAGAUGGAAGACUAGAGAAGAAGACAAACCAUGCUAGUUUCUCAACACAAUGCUUUGUACUCACGAGGCGAUCUUUCAUCAACAUGCAUCGUGAUCUUGGCUACUACUGGUUGCGCUUUGCUAUCUAUAUAGCAUUGUCAUUAGGUCUUGGAACACUCUUCUAUCAUGUUGGCUCAAGUUACAGUUCAGUUGAGGCUAAAAGCUCAAUGCUGAUGUUUGUGGUCUCAUUCUUAACAUUCAUGACCAUUGGCGGAUUCCCCUCGUUUGUGGAGGACAUGAAAGUAUUCGAGCGUGAACGAUUGAACGGACAUUACGGGACUGGGGCUUUCGUUAUUGCCAACACGCUAUCUUCAACGCCAUACUUGUUACUGCUAUCCGUGAUUCCAGGGGCAUUAGCAUAUUACCUAACUGGACUUCGUGAAGGAUUUGAUCACUUUGCAUACUWCKCWUCCAYACUCUUUKCUUGUAUGYUGSURGUUGAGAGCCUAAUGAUGAUUGUUGCGAGUCUUGUACCAAAUUACUUAAUGGGAAUCAUARCRGGUGCMGGRAUYCAGGSYUUMAUGAUUUUAGGUGGCGGAUUCUUUCGUUUACCCAAUGAUUUACCGCACCCUUUUUGGAAGUAUCCACUGUUCUACAUCGGAUUUCACAAGUACGCGUAUCAAGGACUGUUCAAGAACGAGUUUGAAGGAGGAGAGUAUGUAUAUAACAAUGGAGGAGUGCCUAAAACGGUGGACGGAGAGUAUAUACUUAAAGCUACAUGGCAAGUUGAAAUGGGUUACUCCAAGUGGAUUGAUUUGGUGAUCUUAUUUGGGAUGGUGGUGAUUUCUAGGGUUUGGUUUUGGGUUAUAGUCAAGAUUGUUGAGAAGGUUAAGUCUGAUAUACGAGGUUUGCUGUUUGGUGUUCCAAAGAAGCAGAGAAUGCAAGUGAUGGUAAAUCCUCUUGCCACGCCUUCGCACUAA
Cynara cardunculus var. scolymus (artichoke) is the source of this 2001-nucleotide messenger RNA. RefSeq names its product ABC transporter G family member 11-like. Gene Ontology annotation, molecular function: ABC-type transporter activity; ATP hydrolysis activity; ATP binding. NCBI's taxonomy places the organism in Eukaryota, Viridiplantae, Streptophyta, Magnoliopsida, Asterales, Asteraceae. The record is from RefSeq and is a predicted model, not a curated record. The transcript has 7 exons. Gene Ontology annotation, cellular component: membrane. The coding region runs from base 1 to 2001 and encodes 666 amino acids.